GAAGAAGAAGGACACCAAGGAAGUGCACACCGGUGAUCUCCCACCUGUGUUACAGAAGAGUUUUAUGACUGACUGUCAACGGAUAAUUUGAUCGUUGCCUCCCAGACUUAUGCUAGGGUUUAACCAACCUAAAUGCAAUGGACUCUGUACGUGCAGACAGCUAUUUGGUCACUGGAGGAUGUGGAUAUGUUGGUUAUCGCCUGGCAUGCUCCCUGCAUAAAAAAGGAGCUAAAGUCGUUCUCUUUGACACAGUCCCUCCCAAACAAGGCCUGCCAGAGGACAUUGUGUUUGUUCAGGGAGAUAUACGCGAGUAUGGACAUGUGGAAAAAGCCAUCACUGGUGUGGACUGUGUACUCCACCUUGCCUCCUAUGGCAUGUCUGGCAGGGAGCAGCUAAACCGCCAUCUGAUUGAGGCGGUGAACAUUCAAGGCACAGAGAACGUCCUGAAGGCUUGCACUGAGCUUGGAGUGUCAAGGCUGGUUUACACAAGCACCUUCAAUGUGGUGUUUGGAGGCCAAGUGAUAGAGAAUGGGAAUGAAAGCCUGCCUUAUCUACCUCUUCAUCUUCACCCUGAUCACUACUCCAGGACCAAGUCUAUUGCUGAGAUGGCAGUGUUAAAGGCUAACGGCACAGCUCUGAAGGAUGGCUCUGGGGUGCUAAGAACCUGUGCACUGCGUCCAGCAGGGAUCUAUGGGCCUGGAGAGCAGAGGCACCUGCCCAGGAUAGUCAGCUACAUAGAGAAGGGAAUCUUCAGGUUUGUUUAUGGAGACCCAGACAGUCUGGUGGAGUUCGUCCAUGUAGACAACCUGGUGUCAGCACACAUGCUGGCUGCAGAGGCUCUGACAUCAGAGAAGCAACACUGCUCUGCAGGUCAGGCCUACUUUAUCUCCGACGGUCGGCCUGUCAACAACUUUGAAUUCUUCAGACCCCUAGUGGAGGGCUUAGGUUAUUCUUUCCCCAAAGUGCGCCUUCCUGUCUCUCUCAUCUACUUCUUUGCCUUCCUCACAGAAAUGAUUCACCACCUCAUCGGCCCCCUCUAUAACUUCCAGCCUCUGUUAACACGCACAGAGGUGUACAAAACUGGUGUGACGCAUUACUUCAGCAUGGCCAAAGCUGAGCAGGAGCUGGGUUAUGAGCCACAGGAGUACAACCUGGAUGAGGUGGUGCAAUGGUUCAGAAGCAGAGGCCAUGGGAAAAAAUCCCACAGCUCCACUCUUGGUCGACUGCUGCGAGACAUCCUGUUUGUUUCUGCCUUAAUUGCUGUAGCUCUUUCUUUUCUUCCACUUGUUGGAAGUUGAUGAGCAGUUAAAUGCAAAAAAAAAACCACUGGGUAUUUCCCAAAAAGCCUUAACAAGACUGGUUCAGACAUUGUUUACAUGUUUUAAAAUGGCCAAAUCAAUGGCAGGUGCUUCAGUCCUAAAACUUGCAGUCUUUAGACAUGCUCAGUAAGAGCAAAAUAAACAUGUUUACCUUUUACUCUAACCCCCAUAAAAUGUAAACCCUUAAAAUGAAUUAUAAUCCCUUUUUUCCUCUUUGAGAAAACUUUCAAUUUUUGUCAGAUAAAACAUACCUGGAGGAACAUCAUUGAACACAUGCUGAUACCUCAUGCUUUAAUAAGUUUUUAGGAACUGCUAAAUAAGGGAAACUAAACGUUGGUUGGAGAACCAUUAAUAAUAAAA
Cheilinus undulatus (humphead wrasse) is the source of this 1679-nucleotide messenger RNA. It is a transcript of the gene sdr42e1, whose product is annotated as short chain dehydrogenase/reductase family 42E, member 1. The transcript has 3 exons. NCBI's taxonomy places the organism in Eukaryota, Metazoa, Chordata, Actinopteri, Labriformes, Labridae. Gene Ontology annotation, biological process: steroid biosynthetic process. The coding region runs from base 138 to 1298 and encodes 386 amino acids. Gene Ontology annotation, molecular function: 3-beta-hydroxy-Delta5-steroid dehydrogenase (NAD+) activity. The record is from RefSeq and is a predicted model, not a curated record.